GGAAGAGUUCCAGCCCUCUUCGCGUAAAGUCCAUCGAAACAGCUUUCUGAGUCUGAUUUCAGUUGCAAACUGAACGAGCAAGAAAAACCAAAAUGACCUCCCUACUGCAGGAUAAACUGUAUGAAGUUCACAUGCAAGCGCCUCCCCCUAGCAAAGACUUUCAUCACUUGACAAUUACAAAAAAUGAGGUUAUCUGGAGAUCAUGGAAAAUCUCUUUUCGACCCAAUCAAGAAAAGAUUUUACCAAGAGAAGUGAAGAAACUUCAUAAAGAUUUUGUCUUGGAUGAACAAUUACACAAGCAACUACAAGGCAUCUUUGGAAAGAAAAUGCUAGACUAUGUUCUCAACCUGUGUCAAGAACAUUAUGAUUUCCUUGUUCGAAUGCCUGAGAAGUUGAUUAUGCACAUCUUGUCAUUCCUCAAUGUGGAGGAUAUUGGACAAUUGUCAAAAACAUGUAAAAAGUUUCGCAAGUUGUGCAGCACUGAAGAAUUUUGGGAAAAAAUAAAACGGUUGCAAGAUAGCUACAAUCUUGAUGCAAAAACAAUCACGAUCCCAGCUUAUAAGAGGCCAUCGAAUUCCAGUCGGAGACCAGGCUACUUGGCACAGAUGCAGAGAAGACAGACUACGUUUUUCUAAAAAAGGGGCACAAAUUGUUGACCACAAGCUGGGGCCUGGCCCCAUAGACAAUCACAGGAAGAGAGGAAUAAUUUGAACAUUCCACAUUACCGCAUAUAUCUCAAUCUUCAGAGGCAAGUUGUUAUAGUGCAGCCUUAAGGAGAGUAACUCCAGUUUAAGAGCCCCAUUCAAAAGGGGUGUGUGUGAAUCCACUCAAGGGAGCGGUACGUGGCCAUGUUGGCAGAUUUGCCCUUCCUGGGCAUGUGCCCUGAUGGAGGGGCAUCCACCAGCAUGCAGCUAUGACAGCUCCCCCGCCCCAAGGCUGGGAUGCUGCGUUGGACACCCCACCGUGUCCCAGUGCUCCUGAUGCCACCAGUGUAGCGGGGCCAGGAUGGGGAUGUUGACAUUCGUCAGCUUCCUGUCAACCUUUGCCUGUGUUACGCCCUACUGCAGACUUAUACCACUGAAAAUGUGGUGGAAGUUUGUUGGGGCUUCUUGGCGAUGGGGAAGCUUUUUGCUUUAUGAGCCUCCUCAUGCCAUUGGGAAGCCUCUAUGGGAAUGGCAGCAAGGGAUGGCUGUGGUGUUGUGGAUGGAUGGAGCUCCCCACCCAUUGGAUGGAGCUGCCCACCCUUUCAUUUCAAUGGGCUUAGACUGUAGUAACUCUGCAUAGGAUUGCACUGUAAGACUUCAUUAUGGCACAUUUUUACUGGAACUUCUUCCCUCCAGCUGUUCAUCUGGUGCCGACUAUCAUCAAGCUUUCAGCACUAGGUGACAACACUUUUAUUUUCAGACACUUGUGGAUGAUUGAAUGCAUUGUUCUCCUGUGUUGUUUUUAUGCCUGAACUGCAUAUUGGUUUUUUGAUGUUCUAUUUGUUGCUUUCCUGCUGUUAUUUUUAUGGGUUUUUGUCACUUUAAUUUUGACUGUAGCUUCAUUACUUAUACACUGUUAAUUUUAUUUCGUUACUUCGCUUUUUCCUGAUCUAUUUUAAGUGAAAUAAACUGACUCAUGAACUGAAACGGUGAAGUCAUGUUUCAAAUAAACAAACCAGGCUGGAAGUCCAAUUGGAAUGGGUAGAAGUAUGUAGAUAUGCAUGUAGAUAUGCACGUAGUUGGUCUACUGCUAUAUAUUCAAGUUCGUUUAUUAAAAGGAAAGAUUAGUAAGAGGCCCAAGUAUGAUUAAGUAAACCUAUAUGAAACAACAUUGCCAGACCAGGCAAAUAUCUACCUUUUCUGAUACAUAUAAAUAAUGUAAUGUAACUAAUAUAAAAUAACUAUAAAUAAAUAAAUAAAUCAAAAC
This is a messenger RNA of Sphaerodactylus townsendi, 1911 nucleotides long. Its product is annotated as F-box only protein 36-like. The transcript has 4 exons. The record is from RefSeq and is a predicted model, not a curated record. The coding region runs from base 93 to 635 and encodes 180 amino acids. Gene Ontology annotation, molecular function: protein binding. NCBI's taxonomy places the organism in Eukaryota, Metazoa, Chordata, Lepidosauria, Squamata, Sphaerodactylidae.